AUGUCCAACCUAACUACUGUAAAGGAAUUCCUUCUUCUUGGGUUUUCUGAAAUUCGAGAGUUCCAGAUUUCACAUGGUGUGUUUUUUCUUGCCUUUUAUUUCGCAACCCUGGCAGGUAACCUUCUCAUCAUCAAGCUGAUUGCUUUUGAAUGCCACCUCCACAAACCCAUGUAUUUUUUUCUGCUGAAUUUAGCCCUUGCAGACAUUGGAUCCGUGUCUGUUACAAUUCCAAAAUCCAUGGCAAAUUCCUUCUUCAACACAAGACUGAUUACAUAUUCUGAAUGUGUCAGCCAAGUGUUUUUCCUCAUCUUCUUCAUGGCAACAGACCUUGCUUUCCUCACGGUCAUGGCAUAUGACCGUUAUGUUGCUAUUUGUAGUCCAUUACAUUAUGAGACACUAAUGACCAAAGAAUUCUGCAUCCAAAUGGCAGCUAUCUCAUGGACUGGUGCCCUUUUCUAUGCCACAUUACACACCUUUGGCACUUUUGCAACAUCCUUUUGUUCCAAAGUCAUUAAUCAGUUUUUCUGUGAAAUCCCGCAACUGCUCAAGAUCUCUUGCUCUGAUCACUAUCAGAUUGAAGUUGGCAUCCUUGGCUUCAGUGGGUGUUUGGCCUUUGCAAGUUUUAUUUUCAUCAUCUCGUCUUAUGUACAGAUCUUUAGAGCUGUGAUGAAAAUCCCCUCUGUACGAGGGAGGAAAAAGGCAUUCUCAACUUGUAUUCCACAUUUCCUUGUGGUCUUCCUGUUCAUUUUAACGACAGCUUUUGCUUACCUGAAGCCAAUCUCAAACUCGGCCACAGAUCUGGACUUAGCAGCUGCAGCCAUCUAUUCUGUGGUUCCUCCACUGAUGAAUCCAAUCAUCUACAGCAUGCGGAACAAAGAAAUCAAAAUAGCUAUAAGGAAAUAUUUCUGCUUCCUUAAGACUGCCUUUUGUCAUAUAUGA
This is a messenger RNA of Eublepharis macularius, 939 nucleotides long. RefSeq names its product olfactory receptor 14A16-like. The coding region runs from base 1 to 939 and encodes 312 amino acids. Gene Ontology annotation, molecular function: odorant binding; olfactory receptor activity; G protein-coupled receptor activity. The transcript has a single exon. The record is from RefSeq and is a predicted model, not a curated record. Gene Ontology annotation, biological process: G protein-coupled receptor signaling pathway. Lineage: Eukaryota; Metazoa; Chordata; Lepidosauria; Squamata; Eublepharidae. Gene Ontology annotation, cellular component: membrane.